AUGGACUGUGGGUAUUAUACAUCAUUUACAGAUGAAAAUCCUGGGAGAAGGUUUUAUAAAUGUCAAAAUCCUAAUGGUGGCUGUGGAAUGUGGGAAUGGUUUGAUAAACAUGUGUGCAAUGUGUCUUCUACUCUAUUUCCUAUUCUACAAGAUGAAAUACUUAACUUGAGGAGUGACUUGAAGCUCAGGGAUAGGCAGAUUCAAAUAGUUGAGGCCGAAGUGAAGGCUUGCCAUGUUGAAAAUGCCAAGUUUAGAGACCAGCUCCAGGGCACGGUCCCCGAGGCGCCACCUCCGCCAUCCCCGACCAACGGCGGGGACGGACGCCACCGUCCCGUCGCAGGCGAUGCGAACUUUGACACGAACAUGGUCAUCAUCCUCGCGGCGCUGCUUUGCGCAUUGAUAUGCGCGCUCGGCCUCAACUCGAUCGUGCGGUGCGUGCUCCGGUGCGGGCGGCGGAUCGCGUUCGAGACAGCUGAGGAGACGGCGGCGAGGCUGGCAGCAACCGGGCUGAAGAAGAAGGCCUUGAGGCAAAUACCGGUGGCGGUUUAUGGGUCAGAGGGGGCGAAUAUCCCAGUAGCGGCGACAGACUGCCCGAUUUGCCUCGGGGAGUUCGCCGACGGGGAGAAGGUGAGGGUGUUGCCUAAGUGUAAUCAUGGGUUUCAUGUGAGGUGUAUUGACACAUGGCUCGCUUCGCACUCGUCGUGCCCUACGUGUCGACACUCGCUGCUUGAUCGGGCGACGGCGGCAGGUGGUGGUGCUGGUCAACAGCACGCGGCGGAGGCGGCGGUGGAGGUGGUGGUUGUGGACGAGGUGAGCUAACACUU
Asparagus officinalis (garden asparagus) is the source of this 824-nucleotide messenger RNA. Its product is annotated as RING-H2 finger protein ATL74-like. Gene Ontology annotation, biological process: protein ubiquitination. The record is from RefSeq and is a predicted model, not a curated record. Gene Ontology annotation, molecular function: transferase activity. NCBI's taxonomy places the organism in Eukaryota, Viridiplantae, Streptophyta, Magnoliopsida, Asparagales, Asparagaceae. The coding region runs from base 1 to 819 and encodes 272 amino acids. The transcript is spliced from 2 exons.